Molecule: messenger RNA, 1362 nt
Organism: Metarhizium brunneum ARSEF 3297
Lineage: Eukaryota; Fungi; Ascomycota; Sordariomycetes; Hypocreales; Clavicipitaceae
Product: UDP-N-acetyl-D-glucosamine 6-dehydrogenase
Biological process (GO): polysaccharide biosynthetic process
Molecular function (GO): oxidoreductase activity, acting on the CH-OH group of donors, NAD or NADP as acceptor; NAD binding; oxidoreductase activity, acting on the CH-CH group of donors, NAD or NADP as acceptor
Source: RefSeq, a predicted model, not a curated record
AUGAAAAAUCCGCUCAGUGCACCCUUCGAGCUUGAAAGCUCUUCUUUUCAGACUCCGGCAGCUGUUGUAUCCGACGAAUGCGCCACUGCAUUUGACCUUGACAAUCGCAUUCACUAUGAUCUGACGCCUCCUGGUGAAAAGGCCGAAUUCGAGCAAGAGGUGUUGCCAGUCACGGAUCCCAUCUCCGUCACAACGCAACCUCUAGUAGCCAUCAUCGGUGUCGGCUACGUUGGACAACACCUUGCUCAAGUCUUUUCAAGAGCGUACAAUGUUCUCGGAUACGACAUUUCCGAAUUCAGAAUCCAUCAUCUCAAGAAAACCUUUGAGAGCAACGACAGAGUGAGCUUUUCAUCAUCGCCAUCAGCAAUGAGCCAGGCCACACAUUUCCUCAUAUCAGUGCCAACGCUCCUGCUACCAGACAAGCGCAUCGACUCGUCGUUUCUCCGCAACGCACUGUCCACAGUCGCCCAGAUCGCGCGGCCAGGAUCAACAGUCAUCAUCGAGAGUUCCGUCGCCGUCGGCAUGACGCGCGAAUAUCUCGGACCGCUCGCGAGGAACAGGGGCCUCUUUGCAGGCAUGUCGCCCGAGAGAGUUGACCCCGGCCGGACAGAGCCUCCCGCACACGCCAUACCCAAGAUCAUCUCCGGCCUGGACGACGAGGUCCCGGGCUCGCUGGCCGCCAUACACGAGCUCUACUCCAGGGUCUUUGACCAGGUGACUCCCGUGUCGAGCCCAGAGGUGGCCGAGAUGACGAAGCUGUACGAGAACUGCCAGCGAAUGGUGUGCAUUGCCUACGCAAAUGAAAUGGCGGAUGCUUGCGUCUCGCACGGCAUCGACCCGUUUGAAGUGUGCGGUGCGGCUGCGACCAAGCCCUUUGGCUAUAUUACUCUUAUGCCUGGCCUUGGGGUAGGAGGCCAUUGUAUCCCCGUCAAUCCCUACUACCUGUUUUCCAAUAACAGCUUCCCCAUUCUACGGGCGGCGUGUGAGAAAAUGACGCGCCGGCCGGGGGAAAUUGCAGAGCGGGUGGUGACGAGGCUGUGUAGACGGCUGCCCUUUUGUCGGCCGCGCAUCUUGGUGGUUGGUAUGGGUUUCAAGCCAGGACAGGCUCAUCUGAUAAACUCCCCUGGGUUGGAGUUGGCAAAGAGCUUGGUCCUGGCGGACAAGGUCGAAGUCAGUUGGGUCGAUCCUCUUGUUUCUCAAGAGUCCAUCCCUCAGAUUCCCAGGUUCGACGAAAGGGACUGGUCCGUUGCUUCAUUGGAGGCGAGCUUUGAGUUGAUAAUAGUUGCCUUCAGGCAGAGUGGUCUGAAUUUUGAGCUGCUGGGACAGCUGCGAAAUGUCGAGGUCGACAUGUGGUGUCGGUGA